AUGGCGCUGUCGAGCCCAGAUGAAGAGCGCAGCGUCCAUUUGGCGAAGAUGAUGCAUUUCAAUAGAAAAGAGUUUGCUUUUGGUCUGAAUUCCAAACGCACUUCCCCGUGGUCUAACAUCAUCCUUAUUUCAGGUAUAUGGGCAGUGUCUGCCGGUGGCGGAUCCGAAGGAGUGACCACCACACGCAUCCCAGACGGCGUCACAGUCCUUCCGAAUGUCAGCCGCGUCAGCCUGGAAGAGGUGUCAGCCAAAGAGGGCAGUGGGAAGAGAGAGGAGCCCUACUUUGACGCGUCCAUGUCGUCCCUGUACACAGCUUAUCUGGGCAAGACCGCCACACUCACCUGCGUCGUCCAUGCGGCCAAGACGGACAAGUCGGUGUCAUGGAUCCGAGGCCGCGACCUGCGCAUCCUGACGGUGGGCGGCUACACGUACACGACGGACCUGCGCUUCGAGGCCCUCCACCAGCAGGCCAGCUCGGAGUGGACGCUGAGGAUCAAGUCGGUGCAGCUGCGGGACCAGGGCGGCUACGAGUGCCAGAUCGCCACCAAGCCCAUCCGGACCUUCAGCGUCUUCCUCAAGGUCGUGGAGCCGACGGUGGAGGUGAUCGGCGCGCCCGACAUCUACGUGAACACGGAGAGCAUGAUCAACCUGACGUGCGUCGUGCACCACGCCCCCUACCCCCCCGAGGCCAUUACCUGGUACCACGGGAAUCAGACGAUCAGCUACACGUCAGAGCGCGGCGGCGUGAGCGUUGUGGAGGAGCGAGGCGAAACCACUUCCAGCUUCCUCCUCCUUCAGAAUGCCCGCUCCUCGGACUCGGGCAUCUUCACCUGCCAACCCGAGGGCAUGGAGUCCGCUCAGGUGGCCCUUCAUGUGCUGGACGGAGAGCGGCCGGCAGCGAUGCAGACCAACUCGAGCAGCAUCAGCACACCAAGAUUCUCGGCGCUGCUCGUCGUCGUCGUCCUCGCGAGCACUGUCGUUUUAUGA
Messenger RNA from Penaeus vannamei (Pacific white shrimp), 987 nucleotides. NCBI's taxonomy places the organism in Eukaryota, Metazoa, Arthropoda, Malacostraca, Decapoda, Penaeidae. The record is from RefSeq and is a predicted model, not a curated record.